AAAGCCAGGAACUCCAAAGGUCCGAGUUUGGGUUCGGAAGCCAACCCACACCACUCCACCACACCCUACUCGAGCGAAGCGAGCCAGCAAUGGUGCAUCGCAGCCGUGGGCCGUGACCGGCGUCGCCGGAGACUGGAACAACAAUGGCUGUCGUGGCGCGCGCCGGUCUUGCGAUGCCCCCAGCAGUUGUGCCGGCGGCGGCGGCCGCGGCCGCGGCGGAGGAGGAGAUGCGGUGGCGGCAGCUAGACAGCGGCGUGAGCGCGGUGUCGUUCGGGUUCGUGGCCACCGCCAUCCUCGUGUCCAUGUUCCUCGCCAUGGCCAUCCUCGAGCACUUCCUUCGCCCCCCGGCCCACACGCUCGGGCACGCGCCGCCCCGGGGGAUCCGCCGCCGACUCCGCUUCUUCCUCGGCCGCGGCGGUGAGCGUGGCGACGCCCCCGGCUCGGAUCUCGAGGCGGCGAGGAAGCUCCAAGGCCACGCGCCCCUCGAGAUACCUGUCUAUCCCAAAGGCGUCUCGGUUCUGAUGCCAGGGCAAGACAUGCCAACGUUCAUCGCGCAUCCCGCCCCUGCACCCUGUCCCCCGGAGAGGAUCCGAUGGCCAUCACACCAGCCCCCUCCUUUCGCUGGUUCCUCAUCGAACCCUAGCUAGGCCAGGGUUGCUGUUGUCAGCCAACCACCAAAAGUCUGUUAUCUGUAGAGGAGGAGGCCGGAGCAGCCGUGUGCCGAUGAUCCACCCACUCCGUCUCUCCGAGACAGGCUCUCCCCUCCUCUCUGUCUGUAUCUGUACUGUACAGGUUUAGGUCUUGUUCUGAAGCAAGUUCUACACUGCUGCCCUGCCCCCCCUGCUGCAUUGUGGCGGGCGAGCGGCGGCUGGUGGAUCCGUGGAGCUGAUCCCACUUGCUGCGUGUGUUAUUAGUAGUAGAUGCCUGAUGGAGCAUGAAAUGUACUGGAAAACUCGCUUGGCAAAUGUGGACCUACAGAUGUUUCAUUUCAGCAAGUCCUUUCUUCUGA
This is a messenger RNA of Zea mays, 1009 nucleotides long. RefSeq lists its product as uncharacterized. The coding region runs from base 144 to 647 and encodes 167 amino acids. The record is from RefSeq and is marked validated. NCBI's taxonomy places the organism in Eukaryota, Viridiplantae, Streptophyta, Magnoliopsida, Poales, Poaceae. The transcript is spliced from 2 exons.